CGCGUUUCGUGCUUGGCAGAAGCCCUUUCCCAAUUGUAGAGGUAAGAGGAGGGGAUCUCGAUGGAUCGGGGCGGCGCUCCUCUUCCAAAAUACUUGACGACCUCCGCAUGGUGGGAUCCAACUUCCAAGGACGAUAGUGGCGCUCUGGGUGUGGGGAGUUCACUCGGUGGUGGAUUAGAAGAUGGAGAAACCCCACUCGGCCAAGAAAGGAAAAUUGACAGGAGAGUUUUGUUCUAGAUUUUCUCACUCACUCGCUCACUCGCUGUUUCUAUGAAAGAAGCAGGGAGGAGAACAACUGGUGGCUCGUUCCCGUCGCUCUGAUUGGCAGAUCCAGGACCGGACUGUCUAUACCGAAGAACUGGCCAAGUUUUGGGAGGCCUAAUCAAAUCUCACAAGAUACUCUCUCUCAGCAUCCAGCGAGUUUGCACAGAGCAAGCACAGUUUUGCAUUAUCCUCCUAUUGUUCUUUAAACCUCAACCUCUCCAGUAAGAGCAUCGGCUUGAUCAACACAGUCAUUCAUGGACGCGAAACGGGGCAGGAUGGACGAGGCACGCCGCAUUUUCGAUUCCAUGGAUCGGCGCACCGCGGCGUCGUGAAACUGCGUCAUCGGCGGCUACGCGCGGUGCGGCCAGCCGGGUCUCGCGUUCCAGUUCUUUGCGCGGCUGCAUGCCGAGGGGUUGGAUCCAAACGGCCGUAUCUUCGUCACGGCUCUCCAGGCGUGUUCUUCACAGGCCGCUAGAGAAAAGGGGGUGAAAGAUUUACAGGGGAGGACCAUCAAGCAGGAGCCUCAAGAGAGGCUUGGCUCUUCAUUCCCAGCUUCAGAGUGGUGGAUUCUUGGUGGACAGGUUCGUGGCCAGCGCCCUGGUGGAUUUCUAUGGAAAGUGUGGCAGCGUGAGAGAAGCUCUAGAGAUUUGCCAAGUUGGGAACAAAGGACGUGGUUUUGUGAAGUGCCAUGAUCAGCGCUUGCUCGCAAGGAGGGGAAGACGAGCUAGCGUUGGAGCUCUUUGAGCUUAUGCUUUUGGAAGAUGGAGUGGAGGAGAAUGCUGGACUCUGGUGGCCGUGCUCGACGCUUGCACGAAUCUGGGAUGGCUGGACAGGGGCGGAGAGAUUUACUCGAAGUUUGCAAGAACAGGGAUGGGGAUUUCGUCCAGCGUUUUUGUCUCCAACAGUCUGAUGGAUAUGUAUGCAAAUUGGGGGAGAUUGCUGGAUUGCUGGAGAGUUUUCGAUGGGAUGAUAGAGCGGAGAAUUCGGUCUCAUGGAAUGUUACGAUCAUGGGAUAUGCAAAAGGUGGCGAGGCCGAGCGAGCUCUCGAGUUAUUCACGGCCAUGCAAGCGUUAGACGUGGCCGUCAGCUCGAGAACUUUGGCGGCCUUUCUCCAGGCGUGGUUGGAUAUGGCCGAGAAGGAAGAGGCUCGGCUUGUGGAUGGAAGACUCUUGAAAGUGGCGUUGCUGGAGAAGGCAUUGGCUGGAAGACUCCAAGGACUGAAACAGGACUCGGCAGGCUUUUGCAUCGGUACUUAAGGCCUGUGGGGGUCUUGGAGCACUACAGGCUGGACAGACAAUCCAUCGUCUGAUCGAAGAAGCUGGGGCCGAGAACUCUCUGGUGGUGGCAAACUCGCUCAUAAGUUUCUACGGCAAGUGUGGUGACAUCGUGGAAUCUCGCCGAGUGUUCGAUGGGUUUCCAGACAAUGACGCAGUGUCUUGGAGUGCACUGAUCGCAGGAUACAGCCGUCAAGGGGACAGUCCAUGGCUGAUCUACUUGGACGUGUUAAUCAGCUGGAGGAUGCGCUUGCGGUGGUGGAAAGCCUGCCUGUGGAAGAGGUGUGCUCCAGGAUAUGAAUGGCUUUGCUUGGGGCUUGUUUCAAUGUGGUGAUUGGAAAGGUAGCCUUUGAUGCUCUAUCAAAGGUUGACGAUCAAGGUGGUACAGCUUAUGCUCUCAUGGCAAACAUAUACUCAGGCUCAAACAAUGAACACUAUGACAACCUUGAAGUGAUGACUGGAUCUUUGUGAUGUCACUUCAAGACAUGAAAUGUGGAAAGAGUUGGAUCUUAUGCUCCACUGAUGGUAAUUCCUGAAGCAUGGGCUUGCUUCAAAGAGCCUCCUGUGAGACGAGCUCUCCAGGAAAGCACACAGAAAUACCAGGUGGAUACGGGCACACAGCAGUCGCUAGACCCACUACUUCAUCAGCUUUGCAGCAGCACUCAAGGUCUGGAAUAAGAACCUAUUGUCAAUCUGGAAGAAC
This is a messenger RNA of Selaginella moellendorffii, 2241 nucleotides long. RefSeq lists its product as uncharacterized. The transcript has 3 exons. The coding region runs from base 1026 to 1520 and encodes 164 amino acids. NCBI's taxonomy places the organism in Eukaryota, Viridiplantae, Streptophyta, Lycopodiopsida, Selaginellales, Selaginellaceae. The record is from RefSeq and is a predicted model, not a curated record. Gene Ontology annotation, molecular function: protein binding.